GAUUCUAGAAGAAUAGGUCGUGAAGAAGGCCUUUCAGCUUAGAAGCUCUCAGGUGAAGGAAAACGGUUGAUGAAGGAAGUGGUUUCUGGAAAGCCUCAGAAACUGCAUUCUAUAGAGCAACUUUCCUGCCCCAGAGAAGCUGCAUCUGAGCUACUCUUCCUCUCCCCCCAGGAGAACCCCAAGGGCUUCCAGAAGGACAAGUGUGCGAAGCCCCUAGUCCCUGUGAUCUUGGAAGGAGUCCUCAGUGGCUCUGCCCACUCACUGGCCACACUUGCCCUGAGUUGGCACGAACCUGUGGACCAUGAAGAUGUCUCUGGUGCUCUAUUUUCUUGGCUUCCUGGUGGCGCCAAGUGCCGCUUACGUCUUGGGCCGUUGCACAGUGGCAAAGAAGCUCCGGGAGGGAGGCCUGAAUUAUUUUGAGGGCUACAGCCUUGAGAACUGGGUGUGCCUGGCUUACUUUGAGAGCAAAUUCAAUCCCACGGCUGUCUAUGAGAACUCACCUGGUGGCUACACAGGCUUUGGCCUCUUUCAGAUUCGCAACGAUGCCUGGUGUGACCACGGCAAGAACCUCUGUCACAUGUCAUGCUCUGAGGCCCUGAAUCCGAAUUUAAAGAAGACAAUUGAAUGUGUCAAGAUAAUUGUCAAAGGAAAGGAAGGGAUGGGAGCAUGGCCUAAUUGGUCCCGGAACUGCCAGCUCUCUGACACUCUGGGACGCUGGCUGGACGGUUGCAAGAUGUAGCCCCAGUGGUCCCACAACGCUCACCAGUAGCUUCCUGGGCAUGGAGAUGCUGUUCCGUUUGCUGCCUCACCAGUUCCCGUUGAUGAUCUUACCUCCUGACAACUCCAGAUGGGGAAAGACCAAAGUUUGUUUCAUCCAGGGAUACAGGAUGCAGAAUAAACCAAGUUGUUAUGCAACCUGGGCCAAAGGUCCCCACCUGUGUCAUUGUUAUGAGUGUCAUUAUGACCACGAAUACUUACCAUUAUCUGGCUUUAUUAUGGCUUAAUCUCCAAUGGAGGAUUUGAAGGAAGGAGAUGAUCUGGAAAAAGAGAUGUGUCUGUGAAUAUUAAGUAAGGGAGAGGAAUAAAAGAUAGGAGGAGGAGGAGAUCCCAGCACCCACAGGUCCUCCUGGGCUCAGGUGUGCCCGGGCUGGGAAGCUCAGGUGGAAGUGAGGAGACUUCGGAACCUCUUUGCAUGCUCCAAGUUACUCUUGAUCUUUUUACCAAAAGUUAAGUUUCUAAAGAUUAAAGUAACACACAGGAGGGUACUUCAAAUGUCCAUGGAAAAUGGAAUUACAAGAGAAGUUCAUGUCACUAAAAAGCAUUGAAAUCCAUACGUUAUU
Molecule: messenger RNA, 1340 nt
Organism: Ochotona curzoniae (black-lipped pika)
Lineage: Eukaryota; Metazoa; Chordata; Mammalia; Lagomorpha; Ochotonidae
Gene: LYZL4
Product: lysozyme like 4
Exons: 5
Coding region: 302-739 (145 amino acids)
Biological process (GO): fusion of sperm to egg plasma membrane involved in single fertilization
Cellular component (GO): acrosomal vesicle; sperm flagellum
Molecular function (GO): lysozyme activity
Source: RefSeq, a predicted model, not a curated record